Mya arenaria is the source of this 992-nucleotide messenger RNA. RefSeq names its product calmodulin-A-like. Gene Ontology annotation, cellular component: myosin II complex. Lineage: Eukaryota; Metazoa; Mollusca; Bivalvia; Myida; Myidae. The transcript is spliced from 6 exons. Bases 132 to 617 code for a protein of 161 amino acids. Gene Ontology annotation, molecular function: calcium ion binding. The record is from RefSeq and is a predicted model, not a curated record.
GGAGCAUGUGCCUUUAAUCAGUACGUGAUAUAAGAUCAGCCAUAUUUUUUUCUCGUGGUUUAUAGUUAUGUUAAAUUUAUUGAAAUAGUUGUUAAAUCAUAUUUCAGUGACUUGAUAUAAAUGGUUAAAAUAUGAAUAUUCACGCUGCUGAAAUUAAACGGAUAGCUGAGUUUUCAAAACUGUCCGAGGAAGAGGUGCAGGAGUACCGUGAGGCGUUCAACAUAUUUGACCGAGAUGGAAGCGGUGCCAUCAGUAUAAAGGAGUUGGAGAUUGCUAUGAGGUCCCUUGGACAGAAUCCCAACGAAGAGGAAUUGGAGAGAAUGAUUAAAGAAGUGGACAAGGACGGUAAUCAGGAGCUCGACUUUGAGGAGUUUUGCGAGCUGAUGAGCAAGACGAAAAAGGACGUGACCAGCUACAAGGCCAUAGAGGAGGCAUUCAAGGUGUUCGACAAGGAUGGCAAAGGGAGCAUCCCGCGGGAGUACUUCCGGCACAUCAUGACAACGAUGGGGGAGCGGCUCAACGACGACGAGGUGGACGAGAUGCUGGACGAGGCCGACGCCGACGGAGACGGGGAGAUCAACAUACAGGAAUUUACAGCGAUGAUUUCACAGAGCUAAGAACGCUCUUUUCGUGCCACUGAGUUUCAUCAGUUCAUUUAUCUAACAAGGGACUAGUGUUGAGAAUCGGACAGAAAAGAUACUAUCGAUAAUCGGCUUAUGAAACCGGUCAAUGAUCGAUUAUUAACCGAUUUAAUCAUUAUUUUUUAUCUUUGGUCUUCAUAUUUAAGUCAUACAUAUACAGUACAUGCACCAGUUUUAAGCAUCAAUGUUCCCUUACAAUAUUGUUUGUACAUUUCUUUAUAUAAAUUACAUCAUUUUCAGAACGCAACUAUCUUUUAGCGUUAACAAGUCAAUACUAUUACAGAACAAAAGAUCACAGGCUACAAUUGUUGUACUACAUUUAGUAGUGUAUACAUAAAAAUAAACCAAAAG